This is a messenger RNA of Fusarium vanettenii 77-13-4, 1452 nucleotides long. RefSeq lists its product as uncharacterized. NCBI's taxonomy places the organism in Eukaryota, Fungi, Ascomycota, Sordariomycetes, Hypocreales, Nectriaceae. Gene Ontology annotation, molecular function: sequence-specific DNA binding; zinc ion binding. The annotation marks the transcript as partial. The transcript has 6 exons. Gene Ontology annotation, biological process: DNA-templated transcription; positive regulation of transcription by RNA polymerase II. The record is from RefSeq and is a predicted model, not a curated record. Gene Ontology annotation, cellular component: nucleus.
UCGCAGUCAUCCAGAGCUUCGCCCGAGCCCGGAGAGUCAGAUAACCAAGGUCACUUCAUCGGUGCUGCUUCUGGCUUCAACUUCCUUCUGCGCCUGCAGAGACAGCUACAUCGUGCAGGGCACGCAGUUGCGCCGCCGUCGCUGCUCGCUCUCGGAGACGCAGCUCUCCCGGAGUUUGAUGUACAGUCUUUCACACUCCCGUCUGAACCAGACGCAAGUGCGUUGGUGAACACUUAUUUCACUCUCGCGACGCCCACGAUCAGGUUUUUUCAUCGUGGUACAGUCGAAAGCUGGCUACGUGAGCUUUAUCAGACAGCCCUUAAUGGGUUAACUAAGCCUGAAGAUCGUAAGAAGGCGGCCUUGUUGAUCAUCAUGGCCAAUGCAACGCGAUAUGUUGAUCCUACCACAACUUCAGAAGCUACGAGUAGCUCCAGCGGGAUUCUGUAUUACCAAGCAGCUGAGAGGGAAUUGGCGCGUGAGGCCGGCCCAGCAACUCUGAUCGUUGUACAGGUGCUCCUGGGAUUCUGCUUGUACACAAUCACCUUGACACGCCUAGGCCACUCCUGGACUCUGUUCGGCUCCAUCUCCCGCCAGAUUCUCGCUCUGGGGCUGCAUAGGAGAGGCUCACAGGUUUUUGGAUACCGAAAGAGUGCUGUAGACAGAUACUUGAGUGCCAUCCACGGUCGACCUAGCGCAUUCCAUGACGAAAACAUCGACCAGGACCUGCCAAGAGCGAUAGACGAUGAACACAUUUCAGAGGUUGGGAUUACCGCCGAAGCACAAGGACCUUUCUGUUUCAUGCAAGGACCUAUAAUGCAUAUCAAGCUUGUGCAGAUUGUAAGUCGAACCUUGCGUUUACUAUAUGGAGUUCGGCGUCUCUCUGAGAUCGGACGCUACAGUCUCAUGGCAGAGCUUGACAAAGAACUUGAUCUAUGGCGAGAAGCUCUACCAGCACAUCUCAAUCCUGAUCUAGUCGAUUCUGCCCUCCUACUUCCCAGCCUCCAACGGCAAAGCAAGGUACUCAAUUUGGCGUAUCACCAUACUCGGCUCUUUGUCUACAGACACAGCCUUUUCAGCGAUCUGAGGAAGGACACACAGAUUCCUGCUCAUGAGGUCCAAGCAAACAUUGCCAAAUGUGUCAACGCAGCGAUGUCUAUUGCAAAUCUUGCCGGUCGCAUUGUUGCUGCGAAGCAAUUGUUCACCGGGUCAUGGCAUGCCUACUAUCAAAUAUAUUGUGCAGCAACUGUGCUCUAUACACACACUUUCAAAUUGACAUCCCAAGACCAAUCAACUUGGAUCGAGUACUUCCGGGCAGCAGAACUUUGCCAGUCUUACAUUGCUACUCAAGCUGUCGAGGACUCGUUGCCGUAUCGGUUGCAAGUUGUGAUAGAGGAGUAUCGGUGUGAGUUCAAGCGACUGAUCAAAUAUUCGAAUACGACCGUUUCCGCAUGA